Messenger RNA from Seriola dumerili (greater amberjack), 915 nucleotides. RefSeq names its product chromosome unknown C21orf58 homolog (gene cunh21orf58). The record is from RefSeq and is a predicted model, not a curated record. The transcript has 8 exons. NCBI's taxonomy places the organism in Eukaryota, Metazoa, Chordata, Actinopteri, Carangiformes, Carangidae. Bases 67 to 915 code for a protein of 282 amino acids.
AAAAAAACUAACCCCUAACUUAUCCAUUGCCAUUUACAACAGUUCUAGUACAAGGAUGGCAGCUCCAUGGUUGAUCAGAUGACAAGACUCCAACUCAAACUACUGGAGAAGAGACUGGAAAACAAAAAGCACAAUAUGGACGACAGAGCAGAGUCUGCCCAGUCUGCAAGGAGUUAUGAUGGGCAGAUGGAUGCACUGCACCGUGCACUAAGGCGAAAGCAGGACCUGCUGCAAAGACUGAGGGAGCAGCACAUGCUAGAAGAUCUCAGCAGACCUCACACCUGGGGAGGUCCCCAAAGACACCACCAGUCACAAUUUGUCGCUGCCCCUCCACCACUCCCAACCAUGGUACCCACCCACAUCCACCACCCAGCUCCUGUUCUGCCCUUCCUGCCACCUCCACCACCUCCACGCAUCGUUCAACAGACUCUACCCCAGCAGCCUGCCACCAUCAUACAACAGCUGCCACCACAGCAGCCUCUGAUUGCUCAGAUUCCCCCACCUCACCCAUACCCUGCACCACGUUCAGGCAGCAUCAAGGAGGACAUGGUGGAACUGAUGCUGAUGCAAAAUGCCCAGAUGCACCAGAUUAUAAUGCACAACAUGAUGCUGAAAGCCAUGCCUCCUAUGGCCUUCUCGCCACUCGGGGGGUCCAGUCACUGUUCCACUCAUUUUGGACAGGACAGUUACCAGGGAACCCCUAUUUUUGUAAGGCAAGAUGUCAAACCAAGGGGAAAUGCUGUCCAUCAUCAUCAUCACUAUGGUCCUACCCCUGCAGGACCUCAGCUGCCUCCCAUCAGCUACCCUACAUGGUUACCAGGCGUGUCAUCUGUCCCAGCAGGACAAGCAGGGGGGCACCUAUCCUCCUUACACCAUGUAUCAGCACCUAUUACACUUCCACCUCUCAACGUGUAA